AUGGUAUGCAGCAAUUUCAUAAGGAGUGUCAUUGUUCAGGCUGGUCAUUUUGGGGUGUUUGCUCAAGGAAGACAGCAGUUUAGCCAUAUUAAGAAGACCUUGAGUGUUGGUUUCGGAUUUAGAACUAGUGCAAAGAUGAUGGUAGAUUCUUCUGCAGGAGAGAAACGAGUGUCUAUAGUUGAUAUGCCGCCUGAGAAAGUCGAUGAUGGUGGAUACAUCGGUGGUGGGUGGAAAAAUGACGAUGGAAGCUUGAGCUGUGGGUACUGUAGUUUCAGAGGGAAAAGAUCUACGAUGGAAGACUUCUACGAUGUUAAAGCUUCCAAGAUUGAAGGCCAAACAGUUUGCAUGUUUGGAAUAUUUGAUGGUCAUGGUGGUUCACGUGCUGCUGAGUACCUGAAGGAACACCUCUUUGACAAUCUUAUGAAGCACCCACAGUUUAUGACAGACACCAAGUUGGCACUAAGUGAAACAUAUAAACAAACUGAUGUAGCAUUCCUUGAGUCGGAAAAAGAUACUUACAGAGAUGAUGGCUCCACAGCAUCUACUGCUGUCUUGGUGGGGAAUCAUUUGUUUGUUGCAAAUGUUGGAGACUCAAGGACAAUAGUUUCUAAAGCUGGGAAAGCGAUUGCACUAUCUGAUGAUCAUAAGCCAAAUAGAAGUGAUGAAAGAAAGCGAAUUGAAAGCGCGGGAGGUGUUAUCAUGUGGGCAGGAACAUGGAGGGUAGGUGGGGUCUUGGCAAUGUCCCGGGCCUUUGGUAAUCGAAUGCUGAAGCAAUUCGUUGUUGCUGAACCCGAGAUACAAGAUAUAGAGAUAGAUCACGAAGCUGAGUUUCUUGUGCUUGCAAGUGACGGUUUAUGGGAUGUGGUACCGAAUGAGGAUGCGGUUUCCCUUGCUCAGAGCGAGGAGGAACCCGAUGCAGCUGCCCGCAAGUUAACCGACACUGCCUUCACCCGUGGCAGCGCAGACAACAUCACAUGCAUUGUUGUUAAAUUCCGACCUGAUAAGACUGAAUCUCCCAAAAGUGAACCAAGCCCCAAUGCUGAACCGGAGCCUGAACCAAACCCCAAUGCUGAAAUGGAACUUGAAUCAAACCCCAAUCCUGAAUUGGAAACCGUAUCAAACCCCAAAUCUGAAGCGGAACCAGAGCCCGAAACAAAACCAGAGCCGAAACCGGAAACUGAAGCAGAGACCAAGGCUGAGAAAGCGGGUGAGUAA
This is a messenger RNA of Arabis nemorensis, 1215 nucleotides long. NCBI's taxonomy places the organism in Eukaryota, Viridiplantae, Streptophyta, Magnoliopsida, Brassicales, Brassicaceae. The record is from the annotation of a GenBank genome assembly.